ACUGCGAUAGAAAUGCCUGACCCAGCCAAGGCCGCGCCCAAGAAGGGCUCCAAGAAAGCCGUGACCAAGACCGCUGGAAAAACUGGCAAGAAGCGCAGAAAGACCAGGAAGGAGAGCUACGCCAUCUAUGUCUACAAGGUGCUGAAACAGGUCCACCCCGACACUGGUAUCUCUUCCAAGGCGAUGGGCAUCAUGAAUUCUUUCGUCAACGACAUCUUUGAGCGCAUCGCCGGCGAAGCUUCUCGUCUGGCGCACUACAACAAACGCUCCACCAUCACCUCCAGGGAGAUCCAGACCGCCGUCCGCCUGCUGCUCCCCGGUGAGCUGGCCAAGCACGCCGUGUCUGAGGGCACCAAGGCCGUCACCAAGUACACCAGCUCCAAGUAGACCGCGCUUUGCAUCCCAUCAAACUCAAAGGCCCUUUUAAGGGCCACCCACAAUGUAAUGGAAAGGCAGUUUUCUGUAUCCAUAUUUUUAAAAAAAAUUUAUUUGAAGGUCAUGGUGACUCUGGGCUCUUGCGUUAAGAGCAUUGCACCUUCAGGUAUGACUACGCAAUUCUAAUGAUUUGUUCUACAUGUGGUGCUGUGCAAAAUCACUAGCAUGAAAUCGGCUGCGCGGCAUGGCUCAUCUACCCCAUCUCGACCACCCAGAAAAUAUACAAAGCCAUGUUUCACGACCAAAAAUCGAGAUGAUCGCGUGACGAAACUUUCCUCCCUCCCGAUAUUUGUUGAUGUAUUACCGACCCCUCCCACAAUGACCCCUCUCAGAAUGUAAACUUGAUCCCAUUAGGUAAACGCUACU
This is a messenger RNA of Lampris incognitus (smalleye Pacific opah), 801 nucleotides long. RefSeq names its product histone H2B 1/2-like. The record is from RefSeq and is a predicted model, not a curated record. Gene Ontology annotation, cellular component: nucleosome. The transcript has a single exon. Lineage: Eukaryota; Metazoa; Chordata; Actinopteri; Lampriformes; Lampridae. Bases 13 to 387 code for a protein of 124 amino acids. Gene Ontology annotation, molecular function: structural constituent of chromatin; DNA binding; protein heterodimerization activity.